Molecule: messenger RNA, 3209 nt
Organism: Mytilus trossulus (common blue mussel)
Lineage: Eukaryota; Metazoa; Mollusca; Bivalvia; Mytilida; Mytilidae
Product: protein transport protein Sec23A-like
Exons: 22
Coding region: 168-2534 (788 amino acids)
Biological process (GO): intracellular protein transport; endoplasmic reticulum to Golgi vesicle-mediated transport; COPII-coated vesicle budding
Cellular component (GO): COPII vesicle coat; endoplasmic reticulum exit site
Molecular function (GO): GTPase activator activity; zinc ion binding
Source: RefSeq, a predicted model, not a curated record
CUGAGACGAUGCAAAAAUGAAAGUGCCAAAAACCGGAAGGGAUAUCCCAUAUAUUGCGUCAUAAGUUGCAUUCUGGGAUAUUUACGUGGCAUCACAGGAGAUUUCUCGUGUGUGGAUUUGACAACUGGAAAUAUUCAACGUCAUUUCGUUGUCUGUGGAAAGCCAGCAUGGCAACAUAUCAAGAAUUCAUUCAACAAAAUGAAGAUCGUGAUGGAACAAGAUUUAGUUGGAAUGUUUGGCCAUCUAGUCGGAUAGAGGCUACUCGUAUGGUUAUACCCUUAGGAUGUUUAUUGACCCCUAUUAAAGAGAGAGCAGACUUGCCACCAAUACAGUAUGAUCCAGUAUUGUGUACAAGACCAGCAUGUAGAGCUAUACUUAAUCCAUUCUGCCAAGUGGAUUACAGAGCAAAGAUUUGGGCAUGUAACUUCUGUUUCCAAAGGAACCCUUUUCCUCCACAAUAUGCAGCCAUCUCAGAACAACAUCAACCGGCUGAAAUCAUUCCUCAGUUUUCUACAUUAGAAUACACAAUUACUAGAGCCCAAUGUCAUCCUCCUGUGUUUCUAAUUGUAUUGGACACAUGUAUGGAAGAGGAAGAUUUACAAGCUGUUAAGGAAUCAUUACAAAUGUCCCUGAGUUUAUUACCACAGAAUGCCUUGAUAGGAUUGAUAACCUAUGGUAAAAUGGUACAAGUUCAUGAACUAGGAUGUGAAGGAUGCUCAAAAAGUUAUGUCUUCAGAGGAACCAAAGAUUUAAAUGCCAAACAAAUACAGGAUAUGCUUGGCAUUGGCAAAGGAGCAGCCCCUGCUCAACAACAGAGAGGGGGAGGAGGUGGACCACAGGGACCACAGCAACAUCAGCUUCCUUCAAAUAGAUUUUUACAGCCAGUCCAUAAAUGUGACAUGAACUUAACAGAUUUAUUAGGAGAACUACAAAGAGAUCCAUGGCCUGUAACACAAGGCAAACGUUCACUUAGGGCUACUGGUGUAGCUCUGUCAAUAGCUGUAGGACUCUUAGAGUGUACCUUCCCAAACACAGGAGCUAGAAUAAUGUUAUUUUGUGGUGGACCAUGUACACAAGGACCUGGUAUGGUUGUUGAUGAUGAACUUAAACACCCUAUCAGAUCACAUCAUGAUAUAGAGAAGGACAAUGUUAAAUAUAUGAAGAAAGCAAUGAAGCACUAUGAGGCCUUGGCUAACAGAUCAGCAAACAAUGGACAUAUUGUAGAUAUUUACUCCUGUGCUUUAGAUCAGACAGGUCUACAUGAGAUGAAGUUUUGUCCUAGAUAUACUGGGGGCCACAUGGUAAUGGGUGAUUCAUUUAAUUCAUCCAUGUUCAAACAGACUUUCCAGAGGGUAUUUUCAAAAGAUGGUAAACAAGAAUUCAAAAUGGGAUUUGGUGCAACAGUAGAAGUCAAGACAUCGAAGGAGCUUAAAGUAUCUGGAGCUAUUGGUCCAUGUGUAUCUUUAGGUGUGAAAGGGGCGUCUGUGUCUGAUACAGAAAUGGGACUUGGUGGUACAUCUCAAUGGAAGUUAUGUGGACUUUAUCCAAACCUCACUCUAGCAUUCUUUUUUGAAGUGGUUAACCAACACAAUGCCCCUAUACCACAAGGAGGAAGAGGUUACAUACAGUUUAUAACACAGUAUCAACAUUCUAGUGGUCAGAGAAGAAUACGGGUAUCAACAGUAGCUAGAAAUUGGGCAGAUGCUAGUGCCAAUAUACAACAUAUAUCUGCUGGUUUUGACCAAGAGGCAUCAGCAGUACUAAUGGCAAGGUUAGCAGUAUUCAGAGCAGAGACUGAUGAUGGUCCUGAUGUCCUUAGAUGGUUAGAUAGAAUGUUAAUUAGACUGUGCCAGAAAUUUGGAGAAUACCACAAAGAUGAUCCAAACUCAUUCAGAUUUUCAGAAAACUUUUCAUUAUAUCCACAAUUUAUGUUUCAUUUACGAAGAUCACAGUUUUUACAAGUUUUCAAUAAUAGCCCUGAUGAAACGUCAUAUUACAGACAUAUGCUGAAUAUAGAAGAUUUAACACAGUCGUUGAUAAUGAUACAACCAAUAUUAUAUGCCUACUCAUUUAGUGGUACACCAGAGCCUGUAUUAUUAGAUACCAGCAGUAUACAACCAGAUAGGAUAUUAUUAAUGGACACAUUUUUCCAGAUAGUAAUCUAUCAUGGUGCUACUAUACAUGAAUGGAGAAAACAAGGUUAUCAAGAACAACCAGAGUAUGAAAAUUUUAAACAGUUACUGCAUGCUCCAGUAGAUGAUGCACAAGAAAUAUUACAGACUAGAUUUCCAAUGCCUAGAUAUAUAGAUACUGAACACGAAGGAUCACAGGCUAGAUUUUUAUUAUCAAGAGUAAAUCCCUCACAGACACAUAAUACUGCUUUUGGCUGGGGACAGUCCACAGCAGGAGGGAUAAUAUCAUUUGGAGGUGGUAGUUCAGAGGAUGGUGCAGCAGCAGCAGUACUUACAGAUGAUGUCAGCUUACAAGUAUUUAUGGAACAUCUGAAGAAAUUAGCUGUAUCAAGCUCUUCUUGAUGAUGAUGCUAGUAUACACUUUGAACUUUGAAUAUCAUUAUGAGGUCAUGACCAGUAACCACCAGGAAUUAAGUGACCAAAAAGCAUGUUGUGAUAAGAAAUGUUAAUAUUUGUUGAUAGACGUUUGUUUUAAAUGCAAAAUACAAAAUUUUACUUAUUUAAGAUGCAACAUGUCUUCAUGCUCACUGUGCUACAGGUUGUUUAUAUGAACUAGUCAGAAAAAUGCAUGGAAGUGAGGGUUGUAUGUUAUUAUUCCCGAUAAAUGUGAUGUAGACUAUUUGAAGGACUGAUAUUUUCCUAUUUGUUCUAUUUUGAAAUGAAAAUAUUGAAACAAAUGAUUUAACUGUUCUUAUUCUGGCAAUUUAUAAAUAUUAGCAAGCACAUUAAAUGUAUUACAGUAGCAUUUAAUAUGACAUGUUUACUCUUGUAAACAAAAAUAGAUAAUAGUUUUAACUUGUAAAAUAGUGUGAAUGUGUUCAAUACUCAAUAUUUGAAGGAAGUAUCUAGAACUGUUUCAAUAAAACUAAUUAUAAAAUGUUUGAAUGAAGUAUUAAGUGCUGUUUCAUUUGUUUAUAAUCAUCAUUUGUCUAUAGUGCCAUUAUUUAUGUCUUUUUUUAAAAAUUAAGUCUAGUUGAUGUUAAUGAAUCAACAGCAUUUUAUCAUUUUAUAAAUUGA